CUUUCGUUUAACGUACACUUUGUACCUAUUGGUUCUAGGUUAGUAAAAUAACAAAUUGUACACAGGAUGCACACUCUGAAUCCAACCAUGCCGAUGCUGAGGUGCUUGAGCGCACUUGUGCUUAUCGGUUGCUAUGCCAACGGACAAUCCAACAACGUGAUCGCCAACGACGACUGUACCAUCCACUUCGACGUGUGGGUGGGCGAGGGUUGCUAUGACGACGGCGACGACUUCUACCCCAGUCUCACACUAGACAUCCCAGUUGAUGACUCGUGCAGAGGCACACACCCAUGGGUCACCACAUACGGCGAUGAGAUAGUCGACGAUGUGCACAUGCACGCUAUCCUGGAUAUGUUGGAUGAGUUCUUAGACGCUCUGUGUGAAGACCCUCUGGCUGCAUCGGUGUUCAUUGAUUACGAGGACAAUGCGUGUGUGCAGCUGCCGACGGUGUUUGGAGAUAUCUACAUGGUAGGUAACACCUGCGCUGUGGGGAAAAGCCAGGUGGUCACAGGCACACAGCACAUAACGUACGAAGAAGCCGAUGAGAACGCAGACGAUCAGCUACACGACAGUGUUCCUAAUGGGAAUGCGGAGAUAGACAUGAGUGGUGACAGUGUUGUAGACGGAAAUGGCCCAGAGACCAGUACUGAUAGUAGCAGCAGUAGUGAUGCAGACAGUGCGAGUGAUAAUCGGCCUGUUGACGAUGGAGAUAACAGCCAACUGACAGAAGAUCAGCUCGAUGAGAUACGGAACAUCCUCACGGGGGGUGUCAAGGGCAGCAAUGUGAACACCAACGCCCCUUACAUCGUACACACCAGCGGCAACCACGGUGUGUUGGAGGGCAAGUGAUGAGAAGGGAAACACCGAGAUUAAUUGUACAGAGAUGAGUGCUACUCAUGCUUACACGACAGCCUACCCGAUGUUUGCAAUGGGCAGUAUCUGGAAGGGUGACUAGCCGGGUUCAAGAGAAGCUUCUAUGUCCCCAUGAGCGUGUGCUGGAGUGUCUUCAAAACGUUCGCCGAGGAUGUGAAACGCUGCUUGGUAUAUCCUAUGUAUGCGAUGUUACAUGCAAGUACAUUCAAGUAUGAACACUGGUAUGCCUGGCUUGAUGCUGCCGAUGUAGCGGAUAAGCUUAGUGGUUAUAAGUUAACUGAUACCUACUUGACAAUGACCUGACGUUAGGAUUAGAUGCGCAGACGCUUACAAGAGUCAACGCAUUGGUCACACUAAAGUGUGCCGACUUACUACUAAACAAUCUGUGCAAAGUACACAGACAGAAACACUCCUUAUUGUGUGUGCCACUAUUCGCAAUUUUAUCGAUCAAUAAAUACACACACACGUAU
Messenger RNA from Sphaeroforma arctica JP610, 1343 nucleotides. RefSeq lists its product as hypothetical. The record is from RefSeq and is a predicted model, not a curated record. The coding region runs from base 67 to 849 and encodes 260 amino acids. The transcript is spliced from 2 exons. NCBI's taxonomy places the organism in Eukaryota, Ichthyosporea, Ichthyophonida.